UUAUUGUGUUGUCAGGCACCUAGAGCCCCUAUUGAGUACGCGACCCCAUCCGAAGCCUGGAAGGGUGGAGAGUCUCCCUCAAAAGACCGGUAACGCGCCGAGAAACCCAUCAGGUUCCUGAGUAUUAUUUACUGAUGUUCAGACGUGGUUAAGCGACUGAGGAUAGUACUUGUACCAAGACAGCCCUUCAUCCAGAUAUAAGAUCCGAAAGCGAACCUCAAGAUACAACGAUGGCAGAAACGGGAAGUUUACCAAAGACUGAAACUACUGAACCUAAGCUUGAGGUCUCCGAGAUGAAAGACGACACCUCUGAGACAAAAGAUGCUACUACAUCCUCAGAGUCAAAGGGCACCACAACCGACUCCUCUCAAACCUCAAUCGAACCAGGCGGGAAGGACACAGAUGCGGAUGUGGAAACCCACGGCCAGUUCAAGGAAGAUCAAAUCACCUCCGAUGAGGCCGACGUGUGGGAAGUGAAGCAUAGUUGCUGGGAACCCUUGGACAAACGACGGAAGGCGGCACGGAAACGUAUCAAGCAGUCAACCAGCUAUAUGAAACUUCUGGAAGACCGUGUAGCUUACUUGGAAUCGCAUAUCGUGAAAUACAAGCCGGAUGAUCCGGUCGAGGAGGACGAGGCGGUGGCCCCAGCGAAAUUGAUGCGUAGGGAGCCAAACAGGAUGUUACACGAGGAGUUUGAACUCGCAAGACUGGCAGAGGGGGAGCAUGUUCUCGAUAUCCUGAUUUCUGAUCCGGCGGAAGUGGGCGAAGCGAGUGGUGCCGGGAAAGCGGAGAGGCUGAGAAUUAAUUCUGUGCCAGUAUUGAAGAUCUUAGAGAAGCUUACUACGAAGUCUUUUGGUACCUCGUACAUGUUCUUGAGGCCUUUCAGAUUUCUCAUGCGACACCGAGAUCUACUAGGGGGCUAUCUAGAAGAAUUGGAGAAAAUUCAUGUCGAUAAAGACCCAGGUAAUGCAGAUGAUAGGGAUAAGACGCCUACCGUGAUAUAUGAACCUGGCGGAGGAGGUAAACGUGUUUCCCGCUAAACCUGCUUAUUGAAAGCUAACUCUUUUCGCAGUCUGGGGCAGCAAUCUAGUCCCUGAAGUGGCUGUAGAGAAUAUUACCGAAACAAAAGAAGAUAUGGAAGACCUUCGCUGCCUUCUAAAGUUUAUUGAUGAAGAAUGCAAAUCCGAUUUUGACCUCGUCCAAGCAAUCAAACACGGCGGUGUCAAAAAAAUAGCCUUCACAGAUAUCGACCUCCUCUUUACUGCGGGAGAGGAAAUCUAUUCUCAAAAGGAUGUCGAUAAUCCGCAAGUCUAUCGUGUCCUUGCCACCACCGGGGGCCGUCCUCUCCGAAAAACUGAGGCCAUCCGGGGGAAUCUCAAGUUGUACAGCCGUAUGAUGAAGGAGCUUACAGGCAGUAUAUGCGAGCGCAACCACCCACCGAACUACAAUGAUAUAUUCCGUGCCAAAAGAGAUGACGAUGGUAAGGGUGAACCAUUGUACAGACGACACGAUACUGCGAGCCCCUUCAUCAUUGACUGUUACUCAAUUGAUUUCGAUGGAUUACAUCUGGGUGGUGUUCAAAAGCAGAUUGAAAUCCGCCCCUACGAAGGCGAGAAACCGGUUACAUCACUGCCGGUGUAUCCAUUGAAAUUUCUGCCAGAUUUGGAAAAGACUAGAGGACGGCUCUUGGACCGGGGAAAGUCGUUUCUGACGAUGCUAGACGUUUCUCAUAAGUAUUACGAAGGAUUGAGUCUUAGCGAACCGAAAGAAGAGGUAGCGCACCUCAUCCAUCCGCAGGCCUUUUCUUCCAUUGCUCAUAGUUUUGUCGCAGGUUCAAAGUCAGGUAAUUGCAGACCCAACACUCGCUCUGCAGCUCAACCCCGAUUGGGUUCCCAAGCUAGGUCUUGACACUGCUACCUCGCGGGAUCCCCGCGAGGCAAACGAGUCCGGUCCCUCUACAUGCGCCACUCUUUGCUGGCAGGGAAGCUUCUGCGAAAAGCAUGAGGACUUUGGCAUAGAGCUCCAAAUAAAGCACCAUCUGGAAAUCUUCGCAUCCCAAGCGAAGCUUCUCGACGAGGCCCAGGAGCACAAAAAACUCGGAGAUUCCCUUAUUAUCCUGUUGCCAGAGCGGAUAUUUGGGUUCGUACUUAGAAGCCGGAAGUGGAGUAAGUCUCUAUCUCCCCCGACAGUGUAGUCCGCGCUAGUCUGACAAAUCUGGGUAGCCCCGUUGGACGUCACAUUAAUGAGGGAUGUUCCGAGUCGCAAAGAAGGGUUCAAUUCGCUAGUUUUGCCAAAAGGGCAUCGGGACUUGGUCGAGGCGUUGGUCCAAACACACUCUCGGGGCUCAAGACCCACCACGGGUACAGUUCACGACGGGGAACACGAGGUUGAUCUCGUUCGCGGGAAAGGUAAACCCUGACAAAGUCCCCUACCUUCGUUCACACGGUGCUUAUCUUGGAAAAAUAAAGGCAAAGGACUUAUUAUUCUGCUUCACGGUGCUCCGGGGGUGGGGAAAACUUCGACAGCAGGUAUUGCGCAUAUUCCAAAGGAUCGCACCACUUGCUGAAAGUUAUGCAGAAUGUGUUGCCGACUUUACCGGAAGGCCUCUAUUCGCGAUAACCUGCGGUAACGCUCCACACAACCCCUAUAGGGCCCAAACCAUAGAUACUAAUAGAUAAUUAGGUGAUAUCGGAGCUGAAGCUAAGGAAGUUGAAGAAAACCUCGAAAAGCACUUUUACCUCGCGCACAAAUGGGGAUGUGUUCUUCUCCUUGACGAAGCCGAUAUUUUCUUACAAAAGCGUGACAAGGCCGACCUUCGCCGUAAUAGUCUUGUCUCAGUCUUCCUACGUGUUCUCGAGUAUUAUUCCGGAAUCCUCUUCCUUACAACCAACCGAGUAGGCAUGUUCGACGAAGCUUUCAAAUCCCGUAUCCACAUAAGUCUCUACUACCCCCCCCUCGAUCGGAAAGCAUAUCUCGCCGUGUGGGACAUGAACUUGACACGCACUCAAGAAGGGAAGAAGAACAUUCAAGUUGAUCGUGUUGAGAUUCUGGGUUAUGCCAAGAGACAUUACAAGGAACUGAAGUGGAACGGGAGACAGAUCCGGAAUGCUUUUCAGACGGCGAUAGCGCUUGCCGAAUUUGAUGCCAAGAAAGCCGCGGUCAAAGCCGGUGUGGAGGGUGCCGAGGACAUGAUUCACCCCCCGGCGAAACUCACCCGUCAGAAGUUUGUUAAAGUUGCGAAGGCCAGUAAGGACUUUGACGAGUACCUUAAGGAAGUUUACUCCGGAUUGAACGAUGCAGACCUUGCCGAACUGGAAGAGGUGCGCAAGGAUAAUUAUCCAGGAUACCCCCCACGACGAAGAUCAACGUUUAAUAGGAGCAAGAAGGAGGAAGUGAGUGAAAGCGAAUCGGAUACCAGCACAGAUAGUGGGGAGGAUGAAGAUGACGACGACAGUGAAGAUCGGGAUGAAGAUAGUGAGAACGGUAAGAGAAGGAGGAAAAAGCGGAAGGGUAGCGGUAGCGCCAAGAAGUCCAAGCGGGGAGAUGAUGAUAGUGAUGACAGUGAGGAUGAGGAGGAGACAAGGGCGAAAAAGAAGACAGGGAAGAAGAGGAGUUCCAAAAGGUAAUCGCGAUACCCGGAGGAAACGUGCUUCUUAGAAUAGGUCAUUAUAUGAAAUCUUCGCUCAAGCGCCACGGAAGAAUAAACGUACCUAGUUAUAUUAU
Messenger RNA from Tuber aestivum (summer truffle), 3723 nucleotides. Lineage: Eukaryota; Fungi; Ascomycota; Pezizomycetes; Pezizales; Tuberaceae. The record is from the annotation of a GenBank genome assembly.